Molecule: messenger RNA, 2504 nt
Organism: Scleropages formosus (Asian bonytongue)
Lineage: Eukaryota; Metazoa; Chordata; Actinopteri; Osteoglossiformes; Osteoglossidae
Gene: pltp
Product: phospholipid transfer protein
Exons: 16
Coding region: 135-1604 (489 amino acids)
Biological process (GO): ceramide transport; phospholipid transport; high-density lipoprotein particle remodeling
Molecular function (GO): ceramide transfer activity; lipid binding; phosphatidylethanolamine transfer activity
Source: RefSeq, a predicted model, not a curated record
UCAGGAGUUGCUAUAGCGACAGUGAGGGACAAAGAGCUGGUGGUUGAGCAUCAAGGGGCACUCGCCGUCGUGUUGUCCCACUCCGAGACUCGGAACCGCGCACCAGGACCUCGCCGCACAGGCCAAGAGAGACCAUGUUCCUGCCUAGACUGACCAUCCUUUUUCUGGCCUUCGCCACCAUGAUGUCAGCUGAGCCCCCUGGGUGCAAAAUUCGGAUUACCUCCAAGGGCCUCGACAUGCUAAAGUACGAGACCCAGAAGUUUGUGGAGGAGGAGCUGGAGAACAUCACAGUGCCAGACCUGAAGGGCAAAGAAGGUGGAUUACAGUACACCAUCCAAGACGUAAAAAUCCAGGAGCUGAACCUCACUUACGCAGACCUCCGUUUCCAACCAGAUGUGGGCCUGCUUUUUGAUAUCCAGAACUCCUCCAUUUCUCUCACCUUCCAGCGCCACAUACUCUACUGGUUCCUCCAUGACGUGGGAGCAAUCAACGCCUCAGCAGAUGGGGUAAACAUCCACGUGGCCCUGUACAUGACCCGGGACGAUUCCGGCCGCCUCAAGAUCUCCAACAUGUCCUGCGAUGCUGCCGUCGCCAAAAUGCGAGCCAAGUUCUCUGGCACCCUGGGGAAAGUCUAUGAGUUCCUAGCUUCCUUCUUGACAACAGGAAUGCGCUUCAUUUUAAACCAGCAGAUCUGUCCGACUCUGAACCAUGCUGGUUUAGUUCUCAUUAACUCCUUGUUGGACACUGUCCCAGUUCGCCAAACGGUGGACAAGUAUGUAGGAAUCGACUACGCGCUUCUCAGUGACCCUGUCGUGACCUCAAGCAGUCUGGACAUGGAUUUCAGGGGUAUGUUCUAUGUGCUGGAGAACCCCAAUGACACCAUCGUGAACUACGCAGCAUACCCAGUGGUCAGGGAGUAUGACCGCAUGGUCUACCUGGCCCUGUCUGAGUACUUCUUCGACAGCGGGAUGUACGCCUACUACAAAGCCGGGGUUUUCUCCAUGCAGAUAGCCAACGAGCGGAUGCCAAAAGACCUGGAAAUGCUCCUGAGGACCACUUACUUUGGGACCAUAAUGAUGCUGAACCCAGCUCUGAUGGAGGCACCUAUUUCUCUGGAGCUGGAAGUCUCCACUGCCCCGCGCUGCGUCAUUAAGACGUCUGGAGCCACUGUGGCCGUCACUGCCGUGGUGACUGUGAUGAUGUUGCCAGCUGGACAGACCCCUGUGCAGCUCAGUAGCAUGACCAUGGAAGCCAAACUUAAUGCCAAGGUGUCUAUGAAGGGCAAGAAGCUGGCUGUUCACAUGGACCUGAGAAGGUUUAAAAUCUACUCAAACCAGUCUGCUCUGGAAUCAUUGGCGCUCAUUCCACUCCAGGGGCCCCUUAAGACUAUGCUGCAGAUCUCCAUAGUGCCAAUUAUCAACAAUCGAACUAAGAAGGGUGUUCAGAUCCCACUUCCAGAAGGGAUGGACUUCAUCGAGGAAGUGGUGGAAUAUCACAAUGGGUUCAUCAUCAUCGGAGCAAAUUUGCACUUCACCAAGGGCCUGCGGGAGGUCAUUGAGAGCAAUCGACAGUACAUGCCCAGCAACAGCACCCUGGCACCUUGAAGUGGAACCCCAGUAGCCCAGACUCAUAUGCCCACCGCAGCUGGCAAGAUCUCAACACCCUAUCUUCAACAUAUCUCACCAUGUUACUCAACUUCUGUUUCUUUUUUUAAAGCUGUCACAAGGCAUCCUUCCUGCACUUCAAAUGCUGCAGCUUACUUCUACUUUCAUUGAAAGAACUUCAUCAACUGUGAUGAGCAGCCCUAUACAGUAGAUGUGCACACACAUUGCACAUGUCCCUAUUGCUCUCAGAUUAAUACUGUAUGACCUCAGGUGGUAUCACAGAAACAAGAUCCAGGUCCUGGUUAUUGAGAUUAUUCCAUCUGCUGUCAGAAUGUAUUGUUAGAAACUCACCAGAGAUGUUUGACUGAAAAUAUGUAAAUAUCUUUGCUGCUGUUUUUACACAGAUUAUACACAUACAAGUAUUUUUAAGAUACUUUUACUGCAAAGUCCUCUGAAAUGACUACACUGUCCCUUUUUCUUGAAGUGUGACAUUAUUGAGGUGCUGCUCUUUCUUAGUCAUGAUCAAAAAGUUCUAAGGCUUAAUGUUUAGUGUAAAUGUGUCAUGUGUAUGUCCUGUUCAGUUAAACUUGUGAUAAGGCAAUAUACAUUCUUCCCUGUGUUCCUUCUUCAGUCACACAAGCUGAGGUUGGGUGAGUUGGGACACAGGAAUGCUUUGUUCUGCAGAGAGUUAUGGGAAACUGGUUGAUGUUUUCUGCCCCCUGACAACAUUCCUACACACACUACUGUCUCUAGUCAACAAUUUACAUCAGAAAAAGACAUUGUCUACCCAAAUAUCAAAAUAAAACUGAUAGGAAAGAAAUUUUGACAUUCCAGGCAUCCAAGUAAUAACAAAACAGUAAGUACAAAUUUAAAAGAAAGGUCAGUGUAAAAAAAAAAAAA